AUCUGGAGAGCAUUCUGCCAUUCGACCCUGGCUUCCCCAGCACCAUGAUCGGCGAUGGGCUAAAGCACAGCAACCUCAUCGCAUCCGUCGCUCAUUUCGAUCGCCUGCCUAUCCCCCAGGCCAUCCGCCACGGCAAGGAGUAGAUAUUCUACACCAAAACCGGUACAAAACACAAUGUAUUCUUGCUAUCGAACAAAUGUCGCACAUCAUCGUGUCAAGAUUGCUUCGAUUUUGAGUUACGGCCAGGAUUUGGUGACGGCCAGCCUGGUCAGAAAUUUAGAUGUGUGGACCGCCGGUACCGGACUCAAAAUCUCUCUGCGGUCGUACUUGUCCCUCCACCGUUCAGUGCUUCCUUCAGCGCUGACUGGCAGUUCAGGUCGCAAUUUAAUCCCAAUGGAUUCGAUCGCAGCUGAGAAAAUUAGGAUUCGGUUUCUACUGUGGUGUUGAUCAAGGAUGGCCCUGGGAUUUUCUGCAGGACUGAUGCACCAGCACACUUCGAAGCAUAUAAGUAGAUGAUGUUUGAACUCACGCCAGCAGCCAGGAAAUUAAAGCCUGACUUGGGUCGGUCUGGCCUCUUGACAAAUGCUGGCUGAGCGCUUCAAGUAGCAAGUAUGUAAAGGAAGUAGAAGAUUGGGGUAAAAUCGAAACGCAGCCCCAAGUGUCGCAUGAAUUUAUUUGUUUGUGAAGCGA
Mycena citricolor is the source of this 690-nucleotide messenger RNA. The record is from the annotation of a GenBank genome assembly. NCBI's taxonomy places the organism in Eukaryota, Fungi, Basidiomycota, Agaricomycetes, Agaricales, Mycenaceae.